Molecule: messenger RNA, 1125 nt
Organism: Danaus plexippus (monarch butterfly)
Lineage: Eukaryota; Metazoa; Arthropoda; Insecta; Lepidoptera; Nymphalidae
Gene: DCTN6-p27
Product: dynactin subunit 6
Exons: 4
Coding region: 164-742 (192 amino acids)
Biological process (GO): mitotic spindle organization
Cellular component (GO): dynactin complex
Molecular function (GO): dynein complex binding
Source: RefSeq, a predicted model, not a curated record
GUCACAAUCAUUUUAAUUUUUAAGUGAAAUCCAUUCAGUUCCGAUUCCUAUCAUGUAAUGGUUUAUAAGUAAUUUUACUUAAUUAUUUCGUUUAACAUAACAUACAAUUAUAGUUACCGGAGAGUAAAUCAAAGUCUCCUAGGAAAUUUGUAAUUUGGAAACCAUGUCUCAAAACAUUAAAAUUCUUCCCGGAGCGACUGUAUGCGAGGAUUGCACAUUGGAAGGAGAUAUAACUAUUGGCGGUGGAACUGUUAUUCACCCAAGAGUUACCAUAAUUGCAGAAGGAGGUCCAAUUAUUAUAGCCGAAUAUUGCAUUAUAGAAGAAUAUGCAACUAUUAUACACAAGAAAGCUGAGAAAGCUGAAACACAGGAAACUCCUCCAAAACCCCUGUUUAUUGGAGCACACAAUGUCUUUGAAGUUGCAUGCAAACUAGAAUCUUCUUUUGGCCACAUAGGAGAAAGUAAUGUUUUUGAAUGUCGAUCAUUUGUUGGUGUUGAUGUGAAAAUCGGCAGUGGCUGCGUUAUUGGUGCCGCUUGUCAACUCACAGUCCCUCAGACACUGGCAGAUAAUACUGUCAUAUGGGGUUCAGAGCACCAUAACAGAGAAGCUUUAGAAAAACAACCCACACAGCUAUUACAACUUGACUUUCUCAGCAAAGUCAUGCCUAAUUACCAUCGUUUAAGGAAACCUAAUAUGCACAAGAGAUUACCAUCCCGACCAUCUCAGGACACUGCAAAAUGAUAUAGAAUAAGAUUCUAUCCAUUGUCUGAAAGUUAUUAUGUUGUACUAUAUAAUUAACUUAGUAUUAUAAAAGAAAUAAGUCUUUAUCAGUCAUAUUUUAACAUUAACAGUUUUUAGUUCUUAAACAAACAAACACAUUUCUUAUUUAAAAGUGAACUAGUAAUUGAUACAUUUUUUUAUUGCUUAUAGUUUGUAUGUACAAGAAAUUAUUACAUACCUCUUCACUAUUUAUUAUUAAAAAUGUUGCUUGACAAUUCAGCUUUAAUAAUCAUUAACCACUAAAAGUGCAUUUAUCAAAAAUUUAUUAUUUUUUUUAAUCAAACUUUCAUCUAUAUAUUAAGUUUCUAAAAUAUAAUCUGCAAAAAUAAAUAUAAAUUAUCAAA